CGCAGGCGUAGCGCGUCACCGGCGGCCUGGAAGCAGGAGGUGUAAGAGGCGGUCGUGUGUAAGAAGAGCCAUCGGAUCGAGGAGUCGGGACCUGUUUGGGGGGCAUGAGCGGAGGGGACGACGCCGAGUCCACAAGCACUUCAUAGAGAUUGAUGGAAGCAGAAACAAAAACUCUUCCCCUGGAGAACGCAUCCAUCCUUUCAGAAGGUUCCUUACAGGAAGGACACCGGUUAUGGAUUGGAAACCUGGACCCCAAAAUCACAGAAUACCACCUCCUCAAGCUCCUCCAGAAGUUUGGCACAGUGAAACAGUUUGACUUCCUCUUCCACAAGUCAGGUGCUUUAGAAGGACAGCCUCGUGGGUACUGUUUCGUUAACUUUGAAACUAAACAGGAAGCAGAGCAAGCCAUCCAGUGUCUCAAUGGCAAGCUGGCCCUGUCUAAGAAGCUGGUAGUGCGGUGGGCACAUGCUCAGGUAAAGAGAUAUGAUCAUAACAAGAAUGACAAGAUUCUUCCUAUCAGUCUUGAGCCAUCCUCAAGUACUGAGCCUGCUCAGUCUAACUUAAGUGUCACUGCAAAGAUAAAAGCUAUUGAAGCAAAGCUAAAGAUGAUGGCAGAAAAUCCUGAUGCAGAGUAUCCAGCAGCACCUGUUUAUUCCUAUUUUAAACCACCAGAUAAAAAAAGGACUACUCCUUAUUCUAGAACAGCUUGGAAAUCUCGAAGGUGAUGGUCAUGAAUGCCUGUAGCAGCAAAGUCAAAUUGAUUUUCACAACUAAAAUCCUCUGCCUUUUUACUUUGUAGAUGUGAAUGGUACUAUCCAACAGAGCACAAUCACAUGUUAGAGUUUGGUGAUGUAACAUUUUUGGAUGUUUUUAUGGAUGUUUCUGCCCUGAAGUGUGUGUGGAACGGAGCAUCAUCCAGAAUAAAUAGAAUUGUAUCCAAAAUUGUGAUUUGAACACUGAGAUGCUCUAGUUGGCUGGUUUGUUUGAAUUUGUAACUCCAGAAACAUAUCAUGUGCCAGGAAAAAAAAAAGAAAAACAGCAAACAUAAAUGUUAUUAUUUAUAUCAAGAUACUAAAUUUAUUGUUCAUCUUUAAAGAAAAAGCACUUCUCUGUGUUUAAGUGUCUUCACAACAUAAAAAAAAAGAGAGACAGGGAGGUGAAAUAUUUUGAAUCAUGUUCAUAACUGUUUUUCCAGAAUUCACUAUGGCAGUCCCUCCCGAUGAACUAAGAGAAAAUUCUUGGCAAAAAGGAACCAGUUCUUUGAGCAAAGGUUGUGAUGAUCUAUUUAAGAAUUAUGUUUGUUGAUUCAGAAUCUCAAUUAGGAAAAAUUUGGUGUAUAUCUCAAGAUUGCAUCAGCAAAACUAUAGAAUCAAAUUUAGCAUUUUAUAACACAAUGGAAGUUCUAUUUGAAACUUAACUUUUAUUCCUAAUUGUCAUUUUCUAAAUCUAAUUAAUCCUGCCUUCUAUAAUACCAAAUGUUGUUAUAAUGUGGGGAUUUUUUUUAAUCGUGCCUCAUUGCAUGAGAUUGUUUUUAAAGCAUGAAAAUGUUCUACUUGGAAAUGUGUCAUGGUCAAUCUAAAUAGAAAAGCAGCUUUUUUUUUUUGAAAGCCUAGACAUUACAUAUUGAUUGCUGUCAUAUAUUAUUUUUAAUAUUUGUGUAGGGAGGGGUUUGAGUAGAAGUUGAAUUGUCUUGUGCAAGGUGAAGAGGGAACGUACAAUGGACGCAGGGAGUCACUUAGUUUUGGCACCAAAAUAGUAAUGAUCUUACAGUUUAUAAAUUUUUUAUAAGACUUGAAAGACUGCAUGACUUUAAAAUGAUUCUUGUAUUCACAGUUUUGGUCAUUAGGUGCCACAUUAACAGACUGUAUCAUUGGGCAACACCAUUAUUUCUUUACCAACUAAAUCUUUUCUUUGUCAUCACUGGAGCUUCACCGCUCCAAACCAGCUUUUUCAGUUAGAAGAGAGAGAGAUACUAUAUAGACCAUAGCUUCUCCCAACACCAUUAUACUUUCAUGUGGUGUGUACCAGGGGCUCAAAUAUAGAUUGUGUACAAGACAAAGUAGUCACCCUCCAAAUUGAGCUGACUUGCCAUGACUACAAAUUGUUAAAUACUAUUAUUCCUAAAGAGAGGGAAUUUUCACUAGAGGAAAAUGUCUUUCUGUGAACAUAAAUGAGUUUAAGACACUGGAACUAAAACUGCAUGAGAUUUCAGAAUUCACAGAACUGGUUCAGAAGAAUUCUAAUCAUUGUUCCUGAGGCAAAUCUUUUUAGAUAUCUUUAGAUACUAAAUACUAUCUGCAUUUACUAGCAAUGUCUAUGAUAAAUGUAACUCCUUCCAUUUGGGGGAUAGUUUAGGAAGAUGGGAGCAUUCUCUCAUUUUCCUGAUGACUUCUUAGAGCAUAGAAUUCACCAUUUUAUCCUUACAUGCUCAGAGGAUUAUGGUGGAGUAGGACUUAUUUAAUGCAAUAUAGUCUUCUAUUUUAAUAGGAACUUAGAAAAUACUUAACUUUGAAUUAUAGAGUUGUUUUCUUUAGAAACCAGAGCUAUUUAUUUGUAUUUAAAGCAAUGUUUAUUAUUUGUAUCAAUUCUUAUUCCUCCGUGUGAAUAAAUGCAAGACAGUG
Messenger RNA from Erinaceus europaeus (western European hedgehog), 2621 nucleotides. RefSeq names its product RNA binding motif protein 18 (gene RBM18). Gene Ontology annotation, molecular function: RNA binding. The transcript is spliced from 6 exons. Bases 153 to 725 code for a protein of 190 amino acids. NCBI's taxonomy places the organism in Eukaryota, Metazoa, Chordata, Mammalia, Eulipotyphla, Erinaceidae. The record is from RefSeq and is a predicted model, not a curated record.